Truncatella angustata is the source of this 1173-nucleotide messenger RNA. RefSeq names its product NADP-dependent oxidoreductase domain-containing protein. The transcript is spliced from 4 exons. The record is from RefSeq and is a predicted model, not a curated record. Bases 1 to 1173 code for a protein of 390 amino acids. NCBI's taxonomy places the organism in Eukaryota, Fungi, Ascomycota, Sordariomycetes, Amphisphaeriales, Sporocadaceae.
AUGUCAUUCUUCGACCCACCCCCAAGGCCCCAGACCCGACUAGCCUAUCACCGGGUCUUAUCUCCGACCGCAUCGGUGAAAGUAUCGCCAAUAUGUCUCGGAGGUAUUAGCAUAGGAAACGAAUGGAGCGAGCUGUUCGGGGAGAGUGAAGAUGCCUUCACACUACUUGACCAAUUCUUCGAGCUCGGCGGCAACUUUAUCGACACGUCCAAUACGUACAAUGCGGAAAGCUCGGAGAGACUCAUUGGAGAGUGGAUGAAAGCCCGUGGAGUGAGAGACCAAAUGGUAGUUGCCACUAAAUACACUGCCGGAUAUCGAGCGCACAACCGGGAAAGGGAGCCGCUUCAGAGCAACUUCACGGGAAACUCGGCCAAGUCCAUGUUCGUGUCUGUCAGGGACAGUCUCCGAAAACUCGAUACAGACUAUAUCGACAUACUGUAUGUUCAUUGGUGGGACUUUACAACUUCCGUUGAGGAAGUUAUGCGGCACCUCCACGCCUAUGUGAUGGCCAGGCAGGUGUUGUAUCUAGGAGUUUCCGACACGCCAGCUUGGGUUGUCGUCAAAGCGAACGAAUACGCACGAAGACACGGCCUGACGCCCUUCUCUGUCUACCAGGGGAAGUGGAACGCGGCAUUCAGGGAUAUGGAAGCCGAAAUCAUACCGAUGUGUGAGGACCAGGGAAUGGGCAUCGUGCCGUGGGCAGCGCUCGGUGGAGGCCAGCUGCUCACUGCCGAACAGAGAAGGCAGAGGGAAGAACAAGCCGCGAACCAGAAAAGCUUCUACACACUAAGCAAAGAUGAUAUCUCGGUUUGCGAAGCACUUGAAAAGAUUGCUGCUGACAGAAGCGCCUCACUGCAAAGCAUAGCGCUCGCGUAUCUGUUUCACCAGUCGACAUACGUUUUCCCGAUUGUCGGCGUGCAGACCACAGCUCACGUGAGAGCAAUGGAGGAGGCGCUCGCAGUGAAGCUGUCGCAAGACGAGAUUCGGAGGAUCCAGGAGGCUACACAUUUCAACCCGCUAUUUCCAAUGAACUUUUUGUAUCCAAACCAAGAAGGAAAAGGCUAUAGCCUUCAGUUGACCGCUGCGGACAACGUGCAGUACCAGAUGUCGGCGUGGAUUGAUGUGCCGGGCAGGCCCCCUGCCUAUGAGCCGCAUUCGACGCCAAAGUCGUAG